UAGUGGCGGUAAAUGUGGUAGGACACUGUUGGACAUGAAAAUGAGUGACUUUCUGAGACGAGGGACCCCCCUUUGCGAUGCCAAGAAUCCAGAGGGGCCGCCGGAGACCUGCGGGCUAAAAAGUCACCCCAUGCUUCCUUCGCAUGUGUUUUCCCGGUGCAACCCCAGUUAUGGGUUCUUGCAUUCGACUGAUAUGGACUAUGCUGUCUUCUUUGUGUUCUUGUGUUCACAGCAGUGGGACGGCAGAUUUGUCUUCUUCUCGGUCUCGGAUGGUCUCCAGUGUGGUUGGCUUGACAUACGCCAAGCCGUUGUAUAGUCGGAGAAGCCCGCACCACGUUAGGGGAUUCCCAGCGAUGCGGCGGUGUCUCAUAGCAGCACAAUUUUGUUUGAGGACAACCCUGGAAUACCAUAUGGCAGGGUCACAGACCAUUGGUCAGCCAACGGCAAGCCUGCUAAUUGUAGUCAUCCGAAUUGAUGUCAGCAUGGUUGCCACACGCAUCCUUGUCAUAAAAGAUAGACAUAAGCAGCGGUCCCCUAUGCAUGCUACACGAGCGAGGAUCGAUCGUACACCGUGCCAAGGUCCGGAUGCAUUGACUUGAAAUAGAAUAUUACAUUUACCGCUAUAACGCAAAAUGACCAACGAUGGGAGUAUAAUUAUGCACAACAAACACUAGCCAAGACUCUAUGAGAACAGCUGGACAACACAAAGAAUAAAGCGACAGUAAUCAACCAGUCAGGUAAAAAUCCUUUCAUAAAUCGUCGUA
Molecule: messenger RNA, 764 nt
Organism: Aspergillus uvarum CBS 121591
Lineage: Eukaryota; Fungi; Ascomycota; Eurotiomycetes; Eurotiales; Aspergillaceae
Exons: 1
Coding region: 144-599 (151 amino acids)
Source: RefSeq, a predicted model, not a curated record